Molecule: messenger RNA, 3117 nt
Organism: Dothidotthia symphoricarpi CBS 119687
Lineage: Eukaryota; Fungi; Ascomycota; Dothideomycetes; Pleosporales; Dothidotthiaceae
Product: N1221-domain-containing protein
Exons: 4
Coding region: 1-3117 (1038 amino acids)
Biological process (GO): cytoskeleton organization
Cellular component (GO): cytosol
Source: RefSeq, a predicted model, not a curated record
AUGGAACACAACAACGUGCCAGACGCCUCACUCGUCCCCCCGGUAGUCGAUGAGGCCGAACUUAUUGGCAACUCGAGCGCCGACAUUCCCGUGUUCGAGGCAGAGCCCGAAGAAGAGCUGAACCUGUCACUCCACGCCGCAGGGCAGCAGGGACUCGUCAAUGGAGAAGCCAGCGGGCUCGCAAACCAAACCGAACCUCCACUGACUUUCUCGUCGCGUCCUGGUCUCCAGCGAGGAACCUCGGCUCCUCAUCCCGCACCACUACACUUGCCUCCUCCAGUUCCCAGUGCCCCGCCGCCAGAUGCCCCGCCAACCGACUCGCUCUCCCUGUCGCAGCUGCAGAACCUCGUCCGAGAGGCACCCAAAAGCGAGCCCACGCCAUACGCCUUCACAUACGAUGACGCGUCAUCUUUUGAGGAAGAGUUGGAGGAAUGGUUUUCGUACGCCGUCGAGGAACAGGCUAUGCUGCUGAAGGCGCAAGCGUCGUUUGCGCUGGAGUGGACCGCUUUCAAUGGCCUGAACGAGACAUCAUACACGGAAGGAGGACUGGAUUGGAACAGGUCAGACAGGUCCCAACACAAGAACUUCUUAGAGCAUCUGCUCGAGGAGAUUAAGCAGACGGACCCUGUCUCGAGGCUGAAGACGCUUGAGGCGUUAGUGUACGUUCUCCUGGGCUGCUGGCACGAAACCGCUGGACGUCCUUCUCCCAGCGUAAACGGCGAGCCAACAUCAGGACGAAGCUCGAGUGCACACAACACAUCCGCUGCAGCUUAUGACAAGUCGGGUCAGCAGGCAUCGUUGAUUCGACAAAACGUCUUGUUACUGGCCGAGAGUAACGGUAUUCAGACCCUUGUCGACGUACUGCGCUCGUCAUGUCUGAGGGCCUGUGGUGUUGACGUUGUACCGGAUGCUCCGCGCGAAGGCAAAGAAGCGGAGCGCCGCGAAGUCUGGUGUGCCAUGACGGCAGUCUACGUGGUUUUGGAAGUUGCGCGUACACAAGAGAAGGCAGAGAGCGACUUCAGCCUCAGAAGCACCAUCCUGUGUCUUGAAAAACCUGGCCUUCUUAUGUUGCUUGUUGAAUUGAUAUCGAAAUUGCGAUGGGAUGAGUCCAUCACCCUGCCCCUCAGCAAAGUCUCCUUGCUUCUAUGGAAAACGGUUCUGGUAUGCUUUGGCGGCAUUGCUGAAGCUGAGAAGGCGAAAGACUCUUUCAAAGACAAGACGCUCGAGUCUGCGGAUGUCAGAGGACAGCCCAUCAUCACUGCAUCGCCUCUCGAUUACCAUCUUUUUCGACAGGAGAUCAGCUCAAAAUACCCAGCCUACAACCCUCCGCCUCCAUUCUUUCCUCUCGAACCCGAAAACAACUCCAUCCUCCCACCCCUGAAAAAUCACCCAAAUAAAGUAGCUGGCAAUCAUGUUUUCGGAUCUGGGCUUGGGGAUCUGAGUGGAAAUAUCAAUUCGAUUCUCCAUCAACCUGUUCACAUUGCGACUCCAGCGCCAUCGCCUCCUCCCUCGCCGGCAGGUCCAGGUGGUAAGGGCGGAAAGAAGCAAAACUAUCAGACGAACCAGAUGUUUCCAUUCCUAUAUCCUCCACUAGAUGAGUCGAGCAACAAACUAGGGGGCAAGGGGUCCACCGAUUUGCAAGACUUACUCGUUGGACGGAAGUGGGAAGGAUCUGAUAUUCCAGCCUCGAUCCUAGAAGCUGCUGAUCUGUUUGCAACGCGCAUGAGGGCUACGCGCGCUAUGAAGCAGCUCUGGGAAGAACGCGUGGCUUUCAUGAAAUAUGAGCGAGGCUGGAUGGGGGCAGACGAUGACAACGAUAUCGAUCAUUUGUCUCUGGAGCCGAAGCAAAACGUGCCCAAGAAAGACCCUCAUCCAACAGGAAGUGUGCAGGAGAGGAUGGAGCUUGUAGAAGAGUUCUAUCGUAAUGCGUUGCCCAAUCUACAGUCUAUGAUCAUCGUACUGAUCAAAGCCAUCCUGUCACAUGUUACUGCGCUUGUUACUCAGUCAAGUGGGGCCAACGGCCUGCAGAGCGGUUUCCAAUACCAAGACAAUCAAACCGGAACGACAAACGGAAGACCCGACAUGAACGGAGUCAAUGGUCACGGUCGCACUGUAGCUACGAAUGAGGAGCUGGAUGCUAUGCGCACUCAGGAAGUCCUUGACAAAUCAGUCACUGGAACACUCAUUCUUAUCUUGAAGUGGUUCAAGGUUUCUCACAUCCUGAAGUUCGAGUACAUCACGCAGCUACUCGUUGAUUCUAGUUAUGUGCCUCUGAUUCUGAAGUUAUUGCAGCUGCAAGAGAUUGAGAAGAUUGUCAAUUUCAAGAGUGAGCAAGAGGAGCUGAAUUUCUUCAACUUUUGCCGAGCUCACUCGCGAAAUGCACUGGAGGAGGAAGAGGAAGAGAAGGUAGAGACUAAGCAGGAUGCCGACUCGGACUCGGACGAAGCAGUCCCACCUCCCAUUCGCAAGUUACGGGAGGAAAACAGGGCCGACUCCGAAACCGAUCCCUCGCGUCUACCAAUAGUGUCGCAGCCUCCAGAAGUGGAUGAACUGGGAUUUCCCACAAACGAGCUACCCAAAGAACCCAUCACAAACUUCUCCUGGAGGGCAUUCUUCACCUCGAUCAACUAUCUGCGAAUUAUGCAGAAGAUCUGCAAGAACAAAGCACACCGCAACCUCAUGCUUGUGUCGUACAAGUCGUCCCAAUUUCUUCGCAAGAGCUUGAAGGUGCCGCAACCAGAACUUCGUCUGUACACGCUCAAGCUGUUCAAGAAUCAGGUUCCCUAUUGUGGCAGAAAGUGGCGACAGUCCAACAUGCGAGUUAUCACUGCAGUAUAUCUGCACUGCAGACCGGAGCUCCGAGACGACUGGCUAGCCGGUAGCGACGUCGAUGCUGAAGUCGACGAGAGUGUGCCACUCGAACAGGCCCUACGCUCAUUGACACACUGGCACAAUCUGAAGCGCUACCCCGAGAGUCUAGGCGCGAAGCCCGGCAUCUUGGAGGAAGAGCACGACUUCUUCCGCAACGAGCUCGAGAAGAUGGAUUGGGGCGAUGAGCUUGCAAACGACGCCAACUACGAGCAGGGGUGGCAGGAUCUGCAGGUCGAGGGUUGGUGA